Molecule: messenger RNA, 822 nt
Organism: Eimeria necatrix
Lineage: Eukaryota; Apicomplexa; Conoidasida; Eucoccidiorida; Eimeriidae
Product: nucleolar GTP-binding protein, putative
Exons: 5
Coding region: 1-822 (273 amino acids)
Source: RefSeq, a predicted model, not a curated record
AUGCUGCAUGUCUCUACAGUGCAGCAGCCGCGAAAGCCAAAUAUACCAGAAAGUGUUUUAAGAGAAAUCGAACUCAAAAAGCAAGGAGUGGUGCUGCCGCGGCGGCGGCUCGAAAGAGAUAUAGAAGAAGAAGAGGGAGGGCCUGGGGUUUACAACUACGACGUUCGCAAGGACUACAUUUUGGAAAAAGAAGAAUGGCGUUAUGACAUUCAACCCGAAUUCUUAAAUGGAAAAAAUGUCGGAGACUUUUUAGAUCCCGACAUUAAAGAAAAGCUGAUGAAGUUGGAGGAGGAGGAGCAGCAGCUGCUGCAGCAGGAGGAGCAGCAGCAGGAGCAGAUUCAGGCAAGGAAGCAGCAGCUGGAAGCAGCACGGAGGGCUUUGAGGGAAGAAGAUAUAAAUUUGAAUGAAGCAAAAAGACAAAAGAGAAAACGAGAAGCUUCAGACAGCAUGGAGGUGGAGGGCUCGGGGCGGGAAAAGCUGAAGGCGAAGAUUCGGCGUUUGGUGAAGUCUCGAGAAAAGGAGUCGAAAGAAAGAAAAGAAUUAAAAGAAAGAAAAGGAUUGAAAGAAAUAAAAGAUUUGAAAGAAUUGAAAGAAUUAAAAGAAAGAAAAGAAGUGAAAGAAGAACUCGAGGAGUCCGCAGUGGCGCGGGGCCAGCGGCGCAGACUCGGAGGUGUACGUACAGCUCAGGCCUUCAAGUUGAAAAAACAAAUCGACAAAAAACUAAAAGGAAAAAAAGGAGAGUCCGACAGAUUUAUAAAUGUGAAGAAGCAGAAGUGGAUGCUUUCUGGCAAGCGGACUUUCGGGAAAACCAACAAAAGAUGA